AUGGAACUGCUGCGUCCUCCUCUUCUUCUUCUUCUUCUCCUUCUCGCCGUCGAUGCGUUCGGCGCGAGAAAAGUUUUGAAAAAAGUUGGAAAACGAUUCGUUCACAAAUGGCUACUACCAGGUGCGUAACUUUUGCCCUACGAAUCGAUAUUGAUAUUGUCGAGCGUUUGCGUUCAGCGACGUCGCAAGGCAUCGAAUUCUGGUUCAAAACGGCGGCGGAGAUCAACGAGACGCGCGAGCACUCGGCUCAAGUGGUCAGUCAGCACCUGCUCCAGCAGUCCUCCACCGAGAAUCUAGACUACGAGACGAGCGCCGAGAUUCUGACCAGUUUGAUGGGUUCGGACUUUGUCGGCGGCGUUUGUGGCGGUCCUCAGAUGGAGUAUUGUGAGUUGUUGUUGCUUUGGAAUUGUAGAGUGUCGUCUCGUCGAGACUCGUCUCGCAAAGUUGCGAGAAAUCUCCGUGUCUCGCCCUUGUGUCGUCUCGUUUUUUCUCGUACCUCCAAAAGUCUCGGUCUUUUCUCGGUGUCUCGUGCGAUUAGAAAUUUCAUUUCAUUUUUGAAAGGGUAUUUCUAUUUCUUCGCAGAAAAUACACGUAUCCAGUGCAUUCGACCUCAAUUUCUGCCAGUUGUUACAAUUUUUCUUAAACAUGUUUUCUGAUACAUUAAAAAAUACAUUAAGUAUCAUUAAGAUUAAGAUUAAGACACAUUAAUUUGAUGCAUUAAGAUAAUUAAGAUAAUUAAGAUAAGAUUAUGAAGAUAAGAUAAUGAAGAUAAGAUAAUAAAUUAAAGAUAAGAUAAUUAAGAUAAGAUAAUAAUAAUAACACAUUUAUUCUCUUCAGCCACCUAGGAAUAAAAUUAACAACAAUAAAAUUAACAUAAUGAAGAUAAGAUAAUGAAGAUAAGAUAAUAAAUUGAAGAUUAUCUUAUCUUAAUUAUCUUAUCUUCAUAAUCUUAUCUUAAUUAUCUUAAUUAUCUUAAUGCAUCAAAUUAAUGUAUCUUAAUCUUAAUCUUAAUGUAUCUUAAUGUAUUUUUUAAUGUAUCAGAAAAUAUGGAAAAAUUGUAAAAAAUGGCAGAAAUUGAGGUCGAAUUCACUAUUUUCUGCGAAGAAUUAGAAGUACUCUUUCAAAAAUGAAAUUGAAUUUCUGAUCGGGCGAGACAACGAGAAAAGACCGAGACGACACAAGGGCGAGACACUGAGAUUUCUCGCAACUUUGCGAGACGAGACGACACACUACUUUGGAAGUACAAAAAGCACCAAACGCUCGGUUUUCAGAUCAACUCAACGACUAUUGGAGGCGACAACGAGAGCAGUACAAGAGAAACGAUCGGGAGGUAUCCGCUGGGAUCACAUUAUUUUUUUUGUCAAAACAAAACUCGUGUUGCAGAUCCCGAUCUACAAGAUGCUUCCGGUCAACGACUACGUCUACAACUCGUUCCUCGUUUCGUUCAAACAAUACUCGCGAUGGGGAUUCGCCGCGACAGUCACCUACGUCGUGCGAAUGGAGCUGCUCGGCGGCACUCAGUGGUCGAACUACUCGUUGACGAGCAUUCAGGAGGCGGGCGCGUGCACCGAGUACGGUACGGUCGGUCUGAACAUGACCGAGGUGCACGUGACGUUGCACGAGACGGAUCCGACGCGCAAGGACACGCAACAGAAAGUGAUCAACCAAAUCGACGACUUGUUCUUUGCCAAGUCAGUUUUGUCAAUGGGGCGCGCUUGCAUCCACCUGUCGACUCGCAGUUUCUUUUUUCAAUUGAAAACCAGAAUUCGUUCGUUUUUCUCUUAAUAAACACUCUAAUUUUGUUCUUUGCGAACCGUAGGGCGAUUGUCUGAGUUAAGAGCAUACAUUUAAGCGCGAAACGGAGCAGAUUCGUUCAGAAUUGACCAAAUUGAGGGAUUUUGUCGAAAACUACUGAAAAAAACGGAGUUUUAACGAUGAUUUGCCGAAUCGAGUUCCAGUCAACAAGGAGUUUAUUGCGCGCAUCUUUUAAGCGCUCAACGGAAGAACACGGAAGAAUUUUUAUCUUUUUUUAGAAAAUUUUUACAUGGAAUGUGAUCAACUGACGAAAUGUAUAGCAAAGUGAACUCUGCUCAUAAAAAAAUAAUUGUAAAUUUAGCUUUUCAUACAAAAAAAUUAAGGGCUAACCGAAGACGGAAAGACAUUUUCACGGAACAACUCGAAUAACUUUUUUGUAUGAAAAGCUAAAAUUACAAUUAUUUUUCGAUGAGCAGAGUUCACUUUUCUAUACAUUUCGUCAGUUAAAAUUUUCUAAAAAAGAUAAAAAUUCUUCCGUGUUCUUCCGUUGAGUUCUUCCGCUCAACCGUCGAAAAAUAUACAGAAUUAAGAUAAUUGAGGCAAAUUUUCGAUUCCAAAAGGAAAAAAAUUCUGUAAUUUUCACAUAAAACGUGUCGAAAUUGAUGACGAUGCAGUUAACAUUUCAAUUUUUAUUCAUUUCUAAUAAUUCUCAUAAGUUUUGACACUGAUUGCUUCUGAAAAGAUGAGGAUAAUGCAAAAAAUGGGAAAAUUGAAAUAAAGAACUCUACAACAACGACGCUCCGGAAUUACGCGUUACGCGCUUUGUUUAGCGCACGUGAAUUGCGUGCCAAGGGAAUUUUUGAUUGGAAGGCUCGCGUUGCGUGUCAGGGGGGAAUCUUUCUUUACACAAUUUUUGCCUGCAGCCGUACCUACCUCGAUGAGAUUCCGUUCGAGUGGGUCAAAUUGGCGGCACGACACGAAUACCUAAAGGCCAGUGUUUGUCAUGACGGAGCCCUUCUACCGUACACCAAAUGUACACUCUUUUUUUGUUGUUAUUGUUUAGUCUACAAUAUAUAUAUUCAGACGAGUUGAUUCGUUGGUGGAAGCGAUUUCAGAUCAUGUGGCAUCACAAGAACAUGGAGGUGAGCCCGUGAAUCCUGUGCCGACAAACUUUUUUUUUGCAAAUUUCCAGCCAGGACCCGUGAAGAUACAGCUGCUCGGCGGCGAAUGGGACCGUUUUGUGUUCCGUGUCACGAUGCGCCUUCAAAUUGGCAAAGCAGCGGAGCGACCGAUCGAAGAGUGGAACUUUAAGGUUCAAGUGCAAUUUGUGAGUGUGUUCCCCGACGGUCCACACAUUCGGAUCACGUUUUGCAGAAUGUGCACGGUGAUCGCGAGUGGUACAUUAACAAGUUUGAGGUGAUGUGCCCGCCGAUUUCCGCCGACAAAAAGUUGAUGGAAAUGAGUGCGCAGGCGGUGAAGGAAGUGAUCGCAUCCAGGUAUUUGGGGUGGGCGGCAGAGAUGUUGGGAAUUCCGUGUUCCGUGUUCCGUGUUCCGUGUUCCGCGUUUUUUUGCAAUAUUUUUUCCGUGUUCCGUGUUCCGUAAAAAAAAAUUUCCGUGUUCCGUGUUCCGUAGAAAUAAGUUUUUCUCCGUUUUCCGUAUUCCGUGUUCCGUAUAAACUAUAUUUUCCGCGGAAAAAUUCGAUCACAAGUGGAUUCCAUUUUCAGUCGUUUUUUACUGUAGUUGUUUACUGUUGUGUUGUUGGUUUUGUUAUUUUUAUGAAAUUUUCAGUAAAACUUUCACAUGAGUCAAACAGCUGCCUUGUCAGUUAGAUAAUCGAAUUAAACAAAAACAUUAUUUAAAAAAAUCACUGGAAUUCUCUUGAAAAACGCUUUUUUUUCCGUGUUCCGUAAAAAUUUCCGUGUUCCGUGUUCCGUAAAAAAUUUUUCCGUUUUCCGUGUUCCGUUUUCCGUAGAGUAAAAAUUUUUUUAUUCCCAACAUCUCUGGUGGGCGGGCGGGCGGGCGGGCGUGCUGAACAAUGGAGUGUCGUACAGAAUCGGAAAGAUGGUCGAGCACCCGGAUAUGUGGUACACGGCCACUCACUUUUUGAAUGAUUUCAUUCUGAAGCCGGCGAUUAACAUUUUGAAUUGUGGCAGUGACGACGGAUCGGUGAUGGAAGACGCUAGAGAUCUUUGUGAGUUGAGCACGGUUUUGUCCGAUCACUCCCGGGGGAUACUGUAGCCCGUGGAAGUUCGUACACGCUUUCUUAGCUAUUGUUAACUUCUAAGAGCCGAAAGUGCGCUUAGAAAAGGCUGGACGGAAAAGUUGUCAACUACAAAAAUGCCGUUCACAUUUUGCACUUUAUUUUUGUAGUUGAUCACUUUUCUGUCCGACCACUCGCGGGGAUACUGUAGCCGUUAGAAUUGAGCGCACGCUUUUUUAGCUAUUAUUAACUUCUAAAAACUAGAGCGCUCUUGGGAGGUGUUGUACAAAAAAGUGGUCAACUACAAAGCUAAAGUUCACAUUUUGAACUUUAUUUUUGCAGUUGACCACUUUUUCAAAAAGUCACGCCUAAGAGUAGUGUAACCCUUUGAAAGUCGACGAGCCAGUUGUUUAGUGGAUUUGGAGCACAAAUUCUGGGAGGCGAACAAGAAAACGAACGGAAAAAUGGAGGGAUACGAUUUGGGCGGCGAGCAAGACAUUUCGCCAAUCGGCGAAGCGAUGUGGCUCCAGCUGUACAUUAUUUGGACGCCGUUGCACGAGAACACGGUACACGAGUCGAAGUGGACUUUUCAUCUGGAAUGGGUGCGGAGCAUCGUACUGUCCCCCCGACUGUUACAGUAUCUUUUUCGGUUUCAGGACACUCGCCUUCAGUUUUAUCACAUUGUCAAGAUGAUUUUCGCGUGUCCGCAAUCGGGCAAAGGCAACAAGUACUACAGUAGUCUGCGGCAGUACUGA
Messenger RNA from Caenorhabditis sp. 36 PRJEB53466, 4710 nucleotides. Lineage: Eukaryota; Metazoa; Nematoda; Chromadorea; Rhabditida; Rhabditidae. The record is from the annotation of a GenBank genome assembly.